AGAUGCCUCAUUCAGACGAUACUACGCCAAAAAGUAAACUAAUGGCACAGUAGUGAUCUAGUAAUCAACGAGUACUGCUUAAUAGUGAGUCAAUAUGCAUCUAUAUUCAUCUAGUGAGAGUAGGGCUCUGAUUCAAUAACUCGUAAGCACUACUCAUAAUAACAUGGUAAUUAGUGACUGAAUGGCUGUAGUUGUAUCCUUGAGCUUGAUUUUUUGGUAGUAUAAUCAUAGAAAAAAUGAAACGGCACAGGGCAGACGAAUGUCCUGACCUUAGUGCUGCUAGAGGUCGACCGAGCCCAGCGGUCUUGGGCUCAGAUUCUAGCUCCUCCUGCGUGUCUGGAGUUAGACACGGGCUGGGAGCUAAAGGGCCUAGUAAUCAGGGAGUCUGCCGGCCUGCUUCGCCUCAGCGGAUCUCGGAGAAAUCAUCAGCAGUCUAUGAACGUGCGGGCCGCCUUUUAAAUCCAGGCUUGCACUCAUGUCAGUACUUGGCAGGAACAGGAGACACGUUCUUACUAGAUGAAACGCUGCUGCUAGAUGAGGCAGCACACAACCAGGACACCUUGCAUAGCUUGACAGCAGAUGACGAAUUCUUCCUAGAUGGUGUUUUGCUGGAGCAGUCGCAGGAACAACAGAGACCAUCGGAGAGUCAGUCUCUACCAGUAGUGCAAGCAGCUUCAGAAAGGGACUCGGUGACGGCAUCAGAGAGUCAACACUUCAUGCGUAAAAUAGGACCGGGCCGGCCGAAGGCGAGUAUGGAGGAUCGUGCAGAGUUUUGGAAGUUAUGACGAGUAUCUCAGCGCACUAUCCUCAGACAUAUAUCACAGCACCGCACUAGAAAACGACUUAUUUUCUCCAUUUCUUUUCAUAUAUUUCUUGAGUUUAUUGUUGGUGAGCUCUAAUAAUGAACAGAUGCAAAAUCAUACAGCAGAAGGAGAAACGGUUGCGGAACCGAUUAGAGGAGCUUAAGUCCCACGCACAAGACGACGCCUACAUGCGGAAGCUAAGACUGCAGAUGGCGCGUGGCUUAGCAGACAGUGCUGCUGCUGUUCGGGCAUACUCGAAGGACGUGCUUCUUCUAGAAGAUGCCGUUGCGCGGACAUCUCUGGCCAGCUAUAAAGCUGUUAUAGUGGAGAGAAUAUUCAAGGAGAACAGGGCAUGGAUAAAGAUUAAGGCCUAUAGACAAUCGGGCGCAGUAGUAAAGUAGAGAUGACACAUUUGCACUGCAACCUUUAGCCCGUCACUAGUGCUCUCUAAUAGCAGCAUCUUGGACUUACUGCCAAACGAGCAUCCGACUUUCCUCCGAAUGAUAUGGCGACUUGGUCUGAUGCGCGUGUCCUUCUCGAUUCAACUAACUAAAAAAAGAAUACUUGGGAAGGACAUGGUGAGUAACUCUAACACCUGGACACGAUGAAUUCCGCGCUCACUUUAAAAAAAUGGGAACAGCGACGUACUUACUGGCCUAGUUGUUGUGUAGAGUAUGGAUUUAUGGUCCAGAAAUGCUCAGUAGUGACAUAAUAAAUGAUGAAUAAUGUGCAAUAGUGACACAGUAAAUGGUGAAUAAAGUUCGAUAAUGAAUCAGUUUUGAUAUAGUAAUCACACAGUAGUCAAACAAUAACCAUCACUAUGUAUACAGUAAUAGCACAGUAAUAAACUAGCACAAGACUCAGUGACUACGACUAUCUGUAGUAGUAUUAUCUUUUAAGGUUAUUAGAUCGUGCAUUUUAUUGGGAGAGCUGUACUAUCAGGGCGAUGCAAGUGGACCAACACGCUACGCAAAGCCGCAACUCCAGUGCGCAGCUUUAUCUUUAAGGCUUGAAGCAUGUCACUUCUGUGUGCUUUCUCUACUUGAAAAUCGUUCAAAAAAUGAAAUGCUUCAACCUCUAAUAUCUGGUGAACUUCUGGGUUCCCAGUUUCCUAAGGCAGAAGGUUGGGCUUCUGCCGUUGUCGGAGCUACGCUAUUUGUUAUGGAAGGAUCACUGAGUAUGUAGAUGCGCAGUAGAGUGUCGUUUGUAAGUUUCUAGCCUAGUGAGCUGCUAGCAGGGGCAUGUAAAAUGAGUGCUGUAGAAGUAGAGGACCUCCUUUUUUCAUAUCUUUGCGAGCUGCAUGCGCUGGCGAGGAAAAACAGUGCAAGUGUGGCAGUGUCGAUGGUUGCCAUGUUUGAGGCCAUGUGCGAUGACCUGCUGAAGACUCUGGAGAAGUGUGUCGGGGAGGAAUGCGAAGCGUUGAAGCGUGUGCUGGUCCAUUGUAUCGUCAGCGAUAACUUGGAAGCCAACGCAUUGGCCGUCAGGAUGUCGCGUAAGAAGAUGCGACAAACAGCGAAAAGGAUGGGGCUGGAGUAUAUAGUGGUCUUAAGGAUGUACUUUUUUAGCUUUCGGGCACAAGGAUGAAGACACAUCAGCACUGGGCUGAUGUUGAACGUUCUCUCUUGUGUCCGCUGGUGAAGCCGCUGCCCUCUAAAUUCGUAUUUGGACCUGGAGUGUUGCCCCCAUAAGAUGAAUUUAGUGUCGAGCUUCGUUAUGGCUGGCUAUGUAUCAUGGGCGCGUAGAUAUAAUUCACACACGACCACGAGCUAGCGACUACCACACACUACCACUAGCUCACGCAUGGUUUGCCUUUCCUUUUCUGGUUUAUAAGUUAUCUAUGGAUUGGUGUAUAGUAUUUCUAACAUAGCGAUGCUAGGAAACGACGCGGCGCUGGCGAAAAGAAGUUAUGACACAAGUGGAUAGUGCUGCGUAGUCUCUCUGUCAGGCUAUUUGCAGCGAUCACAUGGCUAAUUUGGAACAGUAAUGACCUACCCUAGUCUUGUUGUAAAAGUCACUCAAUAGUCACCCAGUAAUAGAUGAGUAAUAGCCUAAUAGUAGAGUAGUACUGGGUCAGUUUUAAAGUGUUUGCGUCUUCUAAUGUGCAGGACAGCUGGAAAUCUGGGAAGGAGAAGCAUCGGCGAACGUCGACGUAGGCAGG
Molecule: messenger RNA, 2961 nt
Organism: Amoebophrya sp. A25
Lineage: Eukaryota; Dinophyceae; Syndiniales; Amoebophryaceae
Source: the annotation of a GenBank genome assembly